AACCGAGCUGCAGCCAUGGCAGAGGGCAAGAGUGGGGGAGCGGGGCUCUUCGCCAAGCAGGUCCAGAAACGGUUCAGCCGGGCGCAGGAGAAGGUUUUGCAGAAAUUGGGCAAAACGGUGGAAACCAAAGACGAGCAGUUCGAGCAAAGCGCGUACAACUUCCAGCAGCAGCAGAACGAAGGCAAUAAACUCUACAAAGACCUCAAGGCUUUCCUCGGCGCGGUGAAAGUGAUGCACGAGAGCUCCCGGAAAGUGGCUGAAACGUUGCAGGAGAUUUACAGCACCGACUGGGAUGGUCACGAGGAGCUGAAAGCCAUCGCAGAUAGCAACGAUCUCCUGUGGGACGACUACGAGGCGAAGCUGGCCGACCAAGCCCUGCGGCUGAUGGAGAACUACCUGGCUCAGUUCGGGGACUUUAAGGAGCGUAUCGCCAAGCGGGGCCGUAAGCUGGUGGACUACGACAGCGCCCGGCAUCACCUGGAAGCUCUGCAAAGCGCCAAGAAAAAGGACGAGGCGAAAAUCGCCAAGGCCGAGGAAGAGUUUAAUAAAGCCCAAGCGGUGUUUGAAGAUCUGAACAGGGACCUUCGGGAGGAGCUGCCGGUUCUGUACAGCAGCCGCAUCGCCUGCUACGUGACCAUCUUCCAGAACAUCUCCAACCUCCGGGACGUCUUCUACAAGGAGAUGAGCAAGCUCAACCGUGACCUCUACGAGGUGAUGAGCAAACUGGACAAGCAGCACUCCAGCAAAGUCUUCAUCAUUAAAGGCGUCCCCAGCAACCGGCGCUCGCUGGUCAUCUCCUCGCCGGUGAGCCCCCCGGCCAUGUUUCCCUGCCCGGGGAAGGCGCCGGACUGGCAGCCCGUGGUGGAAGCGGAGGCGACGGCAACGUCCCCCGGGGUGGGCAGCGGGGCCACGGACUCCGUCUCCAACGGGGAGCUGGGUGCCACCAUCCCUGGCCCGCCACCGGCUUCACCCGCCAGCGGUGGGUCCCUGUCGGAGACGGCGUCGGUCUCCAGCGAGGAUGCUCCAGAGCCCGGCCCCAGCCCCGAAGCUUCGUCCCACGAGCAGGGGACGUCGGUGGCAACCGUGGAGCCGGGCACUGGCUCCCCCGGGCUCACUGAAAGCCGGGGUCCAGAGCCGGAGGGAGCUGCCAGCGAGGCGCAGGAGGGGGCCAAGGGCAUCGCCACCUCCUUGGCAUCACUGAUUUUAUCCGAGGCGAUUGCCCAGGCUGCCGGCACCGUGCCACCGGAGCCAGAAAAAGCCCCGGCUGGGCCGGAGGUGAGCAAAGCCCCAGCUACCGUAGGGGACCCCGGUCAGCCAGAUGGCGCGGCCACCAACGGUGAGGGUCAGGCACGUCCCGAGGAGCCACCGUCCCCAGCCCCGGCCAUCCCCUGCGAUGCCCCCGGUCCUGCGGCGCGGGCAGCGGCGUGUCCGUCCCUGGGCGGCGGGCAGGAGCCGUGCCGGCUCGGCGAUGCCACGGGCGAGCACAGCGACUCCGAGGAGAGCGUGGAGGGGACGGACGUCGAGCCAAAGGCGGCCAAAACUCAGAUGGGGCUGGAUCUGACCCUCGACGCGGCGUCAAGCGGCUGCACCGGGGACGGCAGCCCCCCCUGUGGCUCCCCAACCGAGGAGCCAGGCUGUCCCCAGACACCGGAGCAGGACGCGAGCCAGGACCCCCCACCAGCAGCAGCCCCCCCCCAGGACCUGACCGAGACCCUCACCUCCCUGUGAUCCCGGUGCCCCGCGCGGGAAACCGGCGUUUCACGGCGCCACGGGCCGAUAAUUGUGUUUCACCGCAACCGUACCGUGCUUCCCACCCCCCCGCCGUCCCGUCUGAAAUAAAGGCAGAGGGCAGAGAAGGUGGCGAGAGGAGGGCGAAGACGUCGGCAAGGGCCAAACCUCCGUCCUGCAAAAGCCCAUCACCAGGAUGGGGGGGACACGGGGUGGGGGGGGCUCUGCCGGGGGGGGGGUUACGGCAGCAGAAGCCAAACGCGGGAGGGAUUUGUCACCCUGUUCUUCCCCAGCACCCAACGCCGCUGCCUCGGCGCCUUGCGGUGACGCAGGAAAAAGGUGUCGAGCCGGUUUCUCCGGCUCCCAUAAAAUAUGCUGCCAUGCAAAAAAAAAAAACCCAAAAAACCCCCAAAAAACCCUGAUUUUACCCCCCGAGCUGCAACCCCCCCCCCAAUAUCGAAGCAAAACCCCGUUGCCAAUCGCCGCCCCGGUGCAAGAGCUUGCGUCGCCGCCCUGGCGAUGGGCUGGCUCCCCAGCGAGCGAGGGGUUAACGGAGGAAGUUUUUCUGGGGUUUUAUCAUCCUCGCAGCCGGACUGGAAAGGUGAGGCAGGAAAAGGGCAACGCCUUCGCCUGGGCGAGACUCGGAGCUGCACAUGGUGCCGGCAGCCGCUCGCCCCGGCACAGCGGGCGCAGGUAAGAGCUGGGGUGGGAAGGUGGGGGGGACACACACAUGGCUCCUGGGGUGACACCCCCCCACACACCCCCCAAAAAAGAAAAAUUUCCAUCUUUCCUGGGGAGGUUUGAAAGGGAUUUGGUUGCAUCGGGCACGGGGAUUUGCACAGGGAUGCAACGGAGUCGUGAGACAAGGGACGCCGAAGCGCGCGGCCGGUUUUGGGGAGAAGCCAAGAGGUUUUUUUCGGAGAAAACCCGGAGAAGCCGGGUGUUUUCCAGCUGGAUUUCAGGCAGGUGGGAAGGGAAAAGGCCGGAUCCUGCUCCGGCGAGAGGCAGAAAGCAGAAAACGCAGCGGAAAAGCUGAGCGGGGUGCUGGGGAGACCCUGGGGGUCCCCGGGGUGACGGAGGAGAAACGGGGGGGUGAGCGGGCUGCGGGGAUGGUUUGGUCAUCCCGUCCUUCAUCCGCCGGGAACGGGGAUGGGGGGGGGGGGCUGCGAAGGCGCCGCGGAGCAUCCCCGAAGGCGGGCUGCGCUCGGCGGAGCUUUUCGGGAGCAAAGCGACAGGGCGGGGAGGGUUUCGCUGUGGGAAAAGCUCUUGAGCAAUUUGGCCCGAGAGCAAGAAUGAGGAAGAUUAUGGGUUGGGGUUUUUUUGUUGUUGUUGUUUUGGGUUUUUUGUUUGUUUUUUAACACAACCCCCUGCCUCGCUUUAAAAAAAAAAAAAACAAAAAACAAAAAAAAAAAAACAAAAAACCCAAAAAAACCAAAAAAACACCAAAAAAACCCCAAAAAAACCCAACGAACCACAUGGAGAUUUGUCGGGAUGCAGCGCGCUGGGGAAGUGAGUCACCCCCACUCCGUCACUCAGCCCCCUCCGCCGGCACAGCCCGGAGGUUCCGACUGCGCGGCGGCUGGAUCCCGGCCUGGCAAGGUAACCCUGGCGCCGCAAAAUAUCCCGUGGUUUUCCGGGGCUCCUUCCCACGGCAGGAACGGCGAGGGGGUACCCGAGCGGAGCAUCCCUCCCCCCCGCCCCGGGGAUUCAACGCGGGGAGCUUUGCUUUCACGCUUGCCAACGUUUUGAUGCCAAAGCGAGUCUUUCCCCGGGUAAAAUUUGAUUUUUAAACCUUCGGUGGGUCCCCAGGAUCCCGUUUUGCAGGUGCUGCGGGCACAAAACUGGUUUGCGGUUCCCACCGGCAACGCCGAACGCUUCGCGAUCGUCGAGGCGCACGGCUUGCACCGGCUCCCUUUUCAUCAAGCAGUACUUUCUCCUCUUUUCCCCCCAAAUCCUAAUUCUUAUUUUUUUGGGGGGAAAUUUUACCCAUUUUUUUUGGCUCUGAAGCCACCCAAGCAGCCGCUGCUCGGCGGGAAGGUUGUGGUUGGCUUCAGAAAUUGCGUGAAGUUCCCCGACGCCCCGACAUCGCUGCUGGAGGAGCCCAGCGAGCUUUAAAGCGAAGCUGGGUUUAAAGCGAAGCUGGGUUUAAAGCGAAGCUGGGUUUAAAGCGAAGCUGGAUUGAAAGCGAAGCUGGGUUGAAAGCAAAGCUGGAUUGAAAGCGAAGCUGGGUUCAAAGCGAAGCUGGGUUCAAAAUGAAGCUGGGUUCAAAAUGAAGCUGGGUUCAAAGCGAAGCUGGGUUUAAAGUGAAGCUGGGUUUAAAAUGAAGCUGGAUUGAAAACGAAGCUGGGUUUAAAGUGAAGCUGGGUUCAAAGCGAAGCUGGGUUUAAAGUGAAGCUGGGUUUAAAACGAAGCUGGGUUUAAAGUGAAGCUGGGUUGAAAGCGAAGCUGGGUUGAAAGGAAAAACUGGGUUUAAUGAAAAUUUGGGUUUAAAGCAAAUCUGGGUGUAAAGCAAAACCGCGUUUAAUGCAAAUCUGGGUUUAACGACUCGGUGGCUCGUACCAACCUGAGCUUGAGCCCAGGGAAGCUGUCGUGCUCGGGGGGGAGCUGCUGCAGACUUGGGGUCCCGCUCCCCAGCCGGUGGGAGAAGGGUCCCACGACCAUCCGUGCCCGCUGCUGGGAAUGGGGAAAAAAAAAAAAUUGUUUUCCCCAAUUCCUGCGACUCUGUUAAGCCCGAACGGUUGCGCCCUGCUAGCGCUCGAAAGCAAAAAAACCUGCUGGCGUAAGGGAUGUUUUGCAAACACCCGCCGGCGCUGUGAGUCACAAGGGCACGGUGGGACAAGCAGGGCAGGGCUGGAUCCUGAGAAAUUCAUCCCGCUUUCCAAAAUCCCGGAGGUCACCGGCAGGGUUAACAUCGCCCCGUCCUCGUGAGAUGCAUCCUGACGGCACGGCCGCGCUCCCGGCUCCCCGCUCCUGGCCCGUGUCCACGUUCCCGUCGUUAAAUUUCCUCUUUUUUUUU
Molecule: messenger RNA, 4744 nt
Organism: Grus americana (Whooping crane)
Lineage: Eukaryota; Metazoa; Chordata; Aves; Gruiformes; Gruidae
Gene: BIN2
Product: bridging integrator 2
Exons: 12
Coding region: 16-1728 (570 amino acids)
Biological process (GO): phagocytosis, engulfment; plasma membrane tubulation; podosome assembly
Cellular component (GO): phagocytic cup; cytoplasm; podosome
Molecular function (GO): protein binding; phospholipid binding
Source: RefSeq, a predicted model, not a curated record